Messenger RNA from Chara braunii, 2111 nucleotides. Lineage: Eukaryota; Viridiplantae; Streptophyta; Charophyceae; Charales; Characeae. The record is from the annotation of a GenBank genome assembly.
GGAGCACCAUCACCGACAGGGCCUGGUGCCUGGCCCGUGCCAUAUCCUCCUUUUUCUGUUCCACCGGUGACUGGGGUUUUCCCAUAUGUAGCCCUGUUAUCGGUUGCUAUCGUUUCCCUGGGCAUGCCUCUAUCAGGAGGGGUAACAGCAGGGAGUAGUGUGCAGGUUCCUGUACAGACAGUGUUCACUCAGAGUCCGUUGCAUGUUGCAGUUACCACGCAGCCUGCUGUCUCGCAACCUGUGCAGCCACAGGGCACACARCCCCAGCAGCUAGCACARCAACCURUAUCACCGGGUCCACAGCCCGGGGUGGUGCAGRGAYCGGGACAAACUCAGUGGGUUCCAAAGACGGCCAUCGCCGCUCCUAAACCUUUUACAGGGGACAAGAGAGGCGAAGACCUCGACACUUGGUUGAGGGCAGUGCCGGUCUACGUCAGGUGUAAACUCACCUUGCCGCACGAAGACGUGCUUGUGGCUGCAUCCUACCUAGAGGGUAGUGCAGCAAGAUGGUUGAGUGGUUCAGUACACCUCCAGGGGCACGGUCAUGACUUCCGCUCUUGGGCAGCCUCUCAGAAACUAGAGGACUUCCUGAAGAUGGUGGAAGAGAGAUGGCAUGAUCCUCAGGAGGCCCAAAAGGCCACUAAUGCGAUCCUGACACUGCACACGCGGCAGUUUAAGUCAGUUAGGGAAGCCACUGACGCUGUUGAGCGUCUAAUCUAUGUCCCAGGUGUGCACUAUGACCCCCAGGUCCUGCUGACUUCGUACUUGAGAUGCUUAUCCCAGCUUCUCAGGAACCAGUUGGCAGAAGAGGCGAACAUCAAUAUGCACAACAAGGUGGCCCUAGACCUAGAAGCAAAGAUAGGGCAUGGACAGACACCCACUAGGGACGGGAGGAAGAAGACACUGCCUCCCAACUGGAAGGUGAAGGGUCGCAUCAUGUUUGUCGACAACGAUGGUUCAACCAUCGAGCUGGACGACAACUUCCAGGAGGGAGUAGGUGCAAGGGCAGGUGGCGAUACUUCAGAGGGUGGAGUAGUCCCCGCCAUAACCCAACAAAAAGGGGCAAGUGCAGCGCCUGAGUCGACCUGUGCCAACAAGCAGCGCAUGGUAGUUAAUGACUACCUUCAGGAUGUAGAAUGCCUGUUCCCGUUCGCGGGAGGGGAGUUGAGGCAUCGUGUCUCAUUCCUUAUCAACAGUGAGAAGUGCGAGUUUGGACGCACCCAUGUCUUGUACUUGCUUCAUGAGAUCUCCGCGGAAGGGUUGAAGCCCGAUGACGCGAAGGUGGCCAGCAUUCGUGAUUGGCCACGACCUCAUUCUGUGACUGGGAUGAGAUCUUUCUUGAGAAUGACAGGCUACUACCGGACUUUUGUAAAGAACUAUAGCGUAGUGGCCGCUCCUUUGACUGAUCUGACCCGCCUUGAUACCCCGUGGGAGUGGACAGAUGAGUGCGAGGCUGCUUUCAGACAUCUGAAGCAUGCACUAACACAUUAUGAAGUCUUGAAACUUCCCGAUCCUGAUAAGCCGUUGAUAGUAACCACAGAUGCUAGCCAAUAUGGCAUUGGCGCCGUGCUUGCGCAUCAGGAGGGGCCAAAGUUGAGGCCUGUUGAGUACAUGUCCAAGAAAAUGCCGUCUCAGAAGUUGGCUAAGUCCACCUAUAAGAAAGAACUCUAUGCGGUGUUCAAGGCGCUGACCCAUUGGAGACAUUAUCUCCUUGGGAGGUUCUUCAUCCUCAGGACUGAUCAUCAGACCUUGAGAUGGAUGAGAACUUAGCCUGUACUCUCUUACGCAUUGAAGCGUUGGAUAGAAGUCAUUGAGCAGUAUGACUUUGACCCUCAGUACAUUAAGGGUGAGUACAACAAGGUUGCUGAUGCCUUGUCGCGUAGACCUGACUUCUCAGRUGCGCUGAUURCUGAGUACGAUCUUACGGAUGAUGUCACKCGAUCCUUGGUGGAAGCCUAUCGAGAGGACCAGUUUAUGUCUGAGAUCAUAUGCAGACUCGAGGCGAAGGAUAAACAAACUUCAGUCGAGUUUGAGUUGGUCAAUGGCUUGCUGUUUCUCGAGAAGGAAGGGAAUAAACGUUUGUGUGUCCCUGAUAAAGAGUCUUUGCGUAG